Molecule: messenger RNA, 486 nt
Organism: Camellia sinensis
Lineage: Eukaryota; Viridiplantae; Streptophyta; Magnoliopsida; Ericales; Theaceae
Source: RefSeq, a predicted model, not a curated record
AUGGACGACUUUCAGACCCUCAAGACCCGCCUCUGCAUCAUCGGCAGUGGCCCCGCCGCCUACACAGCCGCCAUCUACGCGGCCCGGGCCGAACUGAAGCCCGUUCUCUUCGAGGGUUGGAUGGCCAACAACAUCGCCCCCGGCGGCCAGCUCACCACCACCACCGACGUCGAGAACUUCCCCGGCUUCCCAGAAGGAAUCCUCGGCUUGGACCUAAUGGCAAAGUGCCGAAACCAAUCCCUCAAAUUCGGCACCGAGAUCUUCACCGAAACCGUGACGAAAGUCGAUUUCUCCACUCGUCCCUUCAAGGUCUUCGCCGAUUCCAAGGCCGUCCUCGCCAAUUCGGUGAUCGUCGCCACCAGUGCCGUUGCGAAACGGUUGAACUUCCCCGGCGCCGAAGACGGUCCCGGAGGGUUCUGGAACAAGGGAAUUUCGGUUGAUUGGUUCUCAUGUAUUUGUGUGUGCCCAUUGGAGCUGGAACUCUGA